This is a messenger RNA of Symbiodinium sp. CCMP2592, 3024 nucleotides long. The record is from the annotation of a GenBank genome assembly. NCBI's taxonomy places the organism in Eukaryota, Dinophyceae, Suessiales, Symbiodiniaceae.
AUGGCACUGCUGCCCACACCCCCACCGAAAUUUACCUGGAUUGAUCACUUUUCGGGCAUUGAGGGAGGUAAACGCCGCACCCCACAGGCCUUAGCGCGUGCCUGCAUUGAUACCCAGCAGCAACGGGACCUUGAGUGUCUGGCCAUCACAGCAGAAGAUGUGCCUACGCGAUGUGAUCUCGAAGCUGCAUUUCGAGGCACGCAACUACAUCGCGCGUUUGGCACCGAUAGCAUCCCUGCCGAAGCCGUGCAUGCCGCCCCAGGCCCUGCCGCAAAAGCGCUCUACUCCUUGGUCCUUAAGUGUGCAAUGAGAGUCGAAGAACCCCUUCACUGGAAGGGCGGCUCCUUGUACGCCGUGUGGAAAGGCAAGGCUGCGCCACAACUAUGUUCCUCCCAUCGAGGAAUCCUGGUUUCCUCUGUCAUAGGGAAGGCCUACCAUAAAAUCCUGCGCCAGAAAAAUGUUCCUGCCUUAACCAAUGCCGCCACGGCUUUUCAGCUUGGGGGCCUGCCCAAGAGGCCAGUUACCAUGGCAUCGCACGUUGUGCGAGUUUUCCAGCAGCUAGCCAAGGAUCGUGGAUGGUCAUUAGGAAUCAUUUUCCUCGAUCUUCGUGAAGCCUUUUAUCGAAUUAUGAGGCCGCUAGUUGUGGGUUUUAGCGGGUCUGACACUGAAAUAGCUGCCAUUGUUAAGGAGGUGCAUCUCCCCCCCGAGGUCAUGCACGAACUCCAUGCAUAUUUACAGUCUCAGACUCUCUUCGAGGCAGCUGGUGCCUCCCCAUGGCUGUCGGCAGCAACCUCAGAAGCUCUGAGCCAUACGUGGUUCCGCUUCGAGCACCACGAAACCGUUACAGAAACCGGUAUCGGAACUCGGCCAGGCGAUAACCUGGCCGAUAUCGUCUUUAGUUUUGUCUUCGCUAGGGUGUUGCAUCAAGUGCGAGAUCGUGUUGGCAAAGAGGUCGGUCUUACCACCGUUCCGUGGGGCGUCAGCAAAACGUUAGGGAUCCUCCUGGACGGCUGCCUCGGGCGGGCUCUUUUGCCAAACCUCGACCGUGGCAAAACAGAAGCGAUCAUAGCAGUCGUUGGGAGAGGAUCCAAGCUCAUUCGCACUCAGCUUUUCCGCAAUGACCCUCCUACCCUCCCUGCCGCCAGCCGUCUCUGGCCAGGGGCUGCUGUUCAACUGGUUCCAUGUUAUCGCCAUCUCGGCGGACUGCUCCAUCAUACCGGGGCACUUCUUCGCGAGCUGCGCAGCAGGGUUGCCAUGGCAUGGGGUGCCUUUAAUAAGAGACGGAAGCGCAUCUUUGCAUCGCGCUUUGUCUCAGUCUCAGAUAAGGUCGUUCUAUUCGAGUCCCUUGUGCUUUCCAUCUUACUGUAUGGUGCUGGCACAUGGCCGACCUUGAGCGAUGCUGAAGAGAAAUGCUUGUCUACCGCCUACUUCCAGAUGGCAUGCAGCUUGCUGAAACCAGCAUACGAUGUCAUGCAAGCCCGAAGACUAGGGCCGCUCCGUGUCUACGCUCUCACUGGCCUCCCUACCAUCGGUACACAGCUUCACCUCUCGCGCCUCAGGCACCUCGCUUCCUGUGUCACGGAUCCGAUACCGGAGUUAUGGGCCCUCCUCCAUGCGGAACAGACGUGGCUCUCUGCGGCUUGCUCAUCUCUCCAAUGGCUGGGAGAGCUCACCGAGGGAGACCGUGUCCCUUGUGACCCGUGCCGUCUCUGGCCCCGCUGGGCGGAGACCAUUCAACGCAAUCCUGGUCGUUGGAAGAGGCUCCUUUGCAAAGCCCAGCAGCGGGCUAUUCGGCGGGAAGCCUGGCAGUCAGCGGGGACAUACCACCAGGGACUCCUCGCCAGGCAGCUUAGGGCGGCCGGAGGAAUUCUCCUUGAGCCCACACUCGAUGCCUGGGAUGCUCGUGAGUGUUGUGGACCGUGCCGACAGACCUUCCCCUGCCUUCAGGCCUGGUCUGUGCAUGCAUUUAAGACUCAUGGUCGAUGCACAGUUGGCCGAGGUGUCCUUAGUGGUCGUCAAUGCCAAAAAUGUCUUAGACACUUUGCGACCAAUCUGAAAUUGUGCAAACAUCUGGCCUACAGCACCUCAUGCCGUAAAAGCCUACAGGUUACAGGGCACCACACGCCGAUCGAACCCGGACAAGGCAGUACCAAAGGAGAGGAUGCCGGGCGAUGUCAAACUCCCGUCCUCCAAGCCGCCGGGCCCACCCUCCCUUUGGAUUCCACGGAAUGGAUUGAUGAGAUUGACCGCCCUGUUGCUGAAAUUCUGGACUGCCUUCGAUGGGUUGGUACUGAUGUUGAUCCUACAAAUGAGCCCGCCAUAUGGGAACAGACCCGACUGGCAUUUGCAAGUGUCUGCACCACUACACGGCGACUUCGCAUCACGGCCCAGACCUUUCUCGAAACAGAACUCCCCCGCCUCCGACGGGAUAUUGCGACGCCCUUGCGGCGAGUGUUGGAAUGGGUACCUACCGCUGACCUUGUUGAAUGGAUCGUCCCUGCGUCUGAUCCUACCCCUGACUCGGUAUGCACCUUCCGGGAUGGAGCUCUUGUGCUUGAUGCCCUUGAAGUCGCAGCUAUCCGCCUACCGAGACCACUGCCCCCGUCUUGCGAGCAGACUACUGUCUCAGUCGGCCCUGAUGAUUGGUGUGUGACCCUGAAUGACCAGAGAAGGGUCGUAUUUCCCUUUUCGGAGUGCGUCGCCUCUUUGCAGCAGGGGGAGUCUCUCUCCUUCAUGGAUGGUCCUUUUGAGGAUGUAGCCUUUGAAUUGUGUCUCAGCGACUGGAAUGGCUUCCGCGACUGCCCGCCGAUCCAGGUGCCGCCGGCCACCUUUCAUCGCCAACUACUCCUCAUGACCCUCCAGGGUGAUCUCGUCCGAUUUGCCCUUCGACUUUGGGCCCGUGGAGUUCCCGCUUGCCUCCUCUUCCCCAAUUGCUCUCGCCCCUUUCUCUCUCAAUUGUUUGAGAUCCCGAGCUUGAGCCUGCAGGAAUCGAGUAGAGGGCACAUUUUGUGCAAUAGCGAGUGA